AUUUAUUUUCCGCCCUUACUUUGUGCUUGUUAGGUGGGAGAGUUCUGGUUUUUGGAGAAAGUUUGGGAACCGUGGAAGCCCAGUCAAUAUGAGUGGCCCCCGGCAGGACUUGGUUGUGGAGUAUCCCCUCGAUGCCAGCUGUUCCGGGCCUUCAGACCCUCUGUCCGGCAUCGACUGGAAGGAGAGGUGUAUGACGCUGGAAGCGCAGCUCCUGAAAUUUCGUGUGCAGGCCUGCAAAAUCCGUGAACUUCUCGCAGAAAAGAUGCAGCAGUUGGAACGGCAGGUCCUGGAAGCAGAUCGGCGUGCAGAAAAGUCGAACCAGCAGGUCCAAAUAAUGGAAGAAAAGUUGAAAGCAGCCAACAUUCAGACAAGUGAAUGUGAGAACAAACUUUACAGGAGGUGUCUAGACCUGCAGACCCUCAUCCAAGAAAAGGAUGAUAUCAUCCAGGUUCUUGAACAGCAAGUCGAGGAACAGAAACAAAUGAGACUCCAGGAGGCUAAAAUUGUUGAGGAGAAGGCAACACGAAUCAAAGAGUGGGUGACCACAAAGCUACAUGAGCUUGAAGCAGAGAAUGAAAAUCUACGGUCUGCCACACAUCAACAGCUCCAGGAAAUUCAGAAGCUACAGAAGGAAUUAAAAGGUAUGGCAACAUUCGGAAAACAAGGCAAACUAAAGAAGCUUUCUUCUUCGACUCACAAGCCAGGAGAAGCCCAGAGGUUGAGUAGCCUGACAUUUGGAUGCUUUCAAGUUAGACCAAAGAAUCCAAAUGUCAUCAGUGGCCCAAAGCACGGGCAGCACCUCACAGCCUGUACACAGAAAGAGGGUCCUGCUGACAGGAUGUCACCAGAAAAGGAGCAUGACAAGGACACUACAAAUCAAGAUAUUGGCAGGUAUCAAGUGUUACUCCCAUCAGAGUUGGAGAAGGAACCCAAAACUGAUACUGUGGCUAAGCAGUUGCCAAGCAGGGAGAGUUUGGAUAAACAGCAAGCAAAUCUGGACUCCAGCUACAUGUCUACUAGCUUUCCGGUUUCUGCCCCUGGACGCAGCCGGGUAGGCAGUGAGACCUAUCUCACUGCCUCAGAUGACAGCAGCUCACUGUUUGAUGAUGAUAUGCAGAGAACUGAUGGAAAGGGCUUGUUUCUAUCUCCAUUGGCAAUGCCAGAGUUUGACAGCUCAUCAGAUGAGCUGAACAAAACAUUUCAAGGCCAGAGCCUUAACUCGUCCUCGUCAUCCAGUCCCAGCCCACUCCCAGUCCAGUGUUCUUAUGUGGACAGAACUGUUAAUAGGGUUGGUACCGACCUGUCACUGUCACGGAAGCAUCUAAGCCAGCCACAGCUUAGUACUGAUCGUCUAUUUGGGUGUAACCGGAAUGCUAUCAGCCUGCUGCGGCCACCCUGGAAUUCAGAGAUGGAUAUUGACCAGGAAAAGGUGGCAGCCAUAGUGGAUGAUGAUGUUUUCGCCUACAAUUCAACAGAGGUUGAAAAUCAAAUGAAGGAAAUGGAAGGACGUCCUCUGAGUAACACUCCUCCCACCCCUCCGCUUCAUCGGCUGCCUUCCUGGGAAAGCAGAAUUUAUGCAGUUGCCAAAUCGGGAAUGUGUCCUUCUGAAUUGUCUGCUGGCAGCACUUGUAAAUACUCCAGUGGAGGGCUGACUUCCUUCUCGGCCUCAGCAUGUUUUACUUCUUUGAUUUACAUGAAUGUAAGCACUCCAGUAUAUGCCAUCCUGAAAGGGAAAGCAACUCAGUUAAGCAAUACACCUUUAUUAGAUGAAUCAUCUGAAUCUGAUGGGGAAAAGAGUUCCCGCUCAAGUUCCCAGACCUCAGGCUCUCGGACGACUGGCUCCAACUCAAGGAAGGAGAAUGGUCCAGGGAGCCCUCGUGCCAUGAAAAGAGGGGUCUCCGUGUCCUCCAUGAACUCUGAAAAUGACUAUGCCAUCCCACCAGAUGCCUACUUCACAGAUACGGACUGCUCAGAGCCUGAACAGAAACUUCCUAAGACAAGCUUGUGUGUGGGAGACAACAGCAAGAGUGAGCAUUUAGAGAAGUCGGGCUAUUUACUUAAGAUGGGAGGACGAGUGAAAAGUUGGAAGCGACGCUGGUUCGUUCUGAAGGGUGGGGAGCUACUCUACUAUAAGUCUCCUAGCGACGUGACCAAGAAACCACAGGGACAGAUUGAACUUAAUGCCUUGAGCAGUAUAGUUCGUGGUGAAGGAAAGCAGACCAUUCAGCUGGUCACUGAGAAACGGCUCUACUUUCUAUCAGCGGAUUCUCCAAACAUUUUGGCUGAAUGGAUUAGAGUUCUGCACAAUGUGCUGCAGGUUCAGACAGCCAUCCCACUGUUCACUCAGCCUGAGGUGAAGCCCACAAUGAAAGGACUGCUGACAAAGGUUAAACAUGGGUAUUCCAAGCGUCUGUGGUGUGUUUUAAUAGGAAAAACUCUGUACUACUUCCGUAGUCAGGAGGACAAGUUUCCUCUGGGCCAGAUCAAGCUUUGGGAAGCUAAGGUGGAAGAAGUGGAUCGAUCUUGCGAUUCUGAUGAGGAUUAUGAGUGCAGUGGAAGAAACCUAAUGUCCACACAUUACACACUUGCUGUCCAACCCCAAAAUCAAGGUCCGACCUACCUACUGAUUGGCUCAAAGCAUGAAAAGGAUGCAUGGCUUUACCAUCUGUCUGUAUCAGCUGGUACUACAGGCUCUUCAGUGGGCACUGAAUUUGAGCAGUUGGUAAGCAAGCUAAUCAGCGUGGAAGGAGAUCCCAACUCCCAGGUUUGGAGACAUCCCAUCCUCUGCUACAGCAAAGAUGGUAUCACCAAGCCUCUUACCACCUUGCCAUCAGAGGCUCUGCAGACAGAAGCCAUUAAGCUUUUUAAGACUUGUCAGUUAUUCAUCAAUGUUGCCAUCGACACUCCAGCCAUUGACUAUCAUGUGUCACUGGCACAAAGUGCACUGCAGAUAUGUCUUACUCAUCCUGAGCUGCAGAACGAAAUGUAUUGUCAACUCAUCAAGCAGACAAGGAAGAGGCAGGCGGAUAGCCUGGCAGGGCCUGUGCAGGGCUGGCAGUUGCUUGCUCUCUGUCUGGGCCUCUUUCUGCCUCAGCACCCUUUCCUCUGGCUUUUAAAGUUUCACCUAAAGAGGCACAACGAGUCCAGAACAGAGGUGGGAAAGUAUGCCGUUUACUGUCAACGGUGCAUGGAGCGCACACAGCAAAGGGGAGAGCGUCAAGCCAAACCCUCUCGCAUGGAGAUCCUUUCCAUUCUCUUAAGAAACCCUUAUCAUCAUUCUCUACCCUUCAGUGUGCCAGUACAUUUUUUAAAUGGUACCUACCAGGUGGUGGGCUUUGAUGCGUCAACGACAGUGGAUGAGUUCCUGAAUACACUGAGCCAGGAGACGGGUAUGAGGAGACUAGCACAGGGCAGCUUUGCUCUUUUCACCUAUGACCCAUCAGGAAGUGGCCUUGAGCACUGGCUGCAUGGAAAUAUUAAGAUAUGUGAUAUUAUUUCUAAAUGGGAACAAGCUUCCAAAGAGCAGAAUCCUGGGAAGACGGACAGCAACAGAACAUUCCGGCUUACUUAUAAAAAUAGACUGUAUUUCUCACAGCUUGCAAGGGGAGAAACUGAAAGAGAGAGACUGCUACUCAUGUAUCAGACCAACGAAGAAAUAAUCCUCGGACAGUUUCCUGUAAACAAAGAGCUGGCCUUGGAGAUGGCUGCACUUCUCACACAGGUGGAGUUUGGAGAUUUUGAUCACCCAUGUGCGACCACAGCCGGACAAGUGUCUUCCCAGUCCAAGUCCAAGCAAACACUCAAACAAAUACUGGACAGGUUCUACCCAAAACAGUAUCAAGAGGGCUGUUCAGAUGACCAGCUCCGGCAGCUGCGCCAGAUGUUGAUAGCUAAAUGGACAUCUCUGAGGGGGCGAACAGCCUCAGACUGUGUCCGCAUUUACCUGACUGUUGCAAGGAAAUGGCAUUUGUUUGGAGCUAAGCUGUUCUUUGCUAAAACAAUCACAUCAUCGCCUUGCCCAAAUGUCCCUGUAUGGUUAGCAGUUAAUGAAACUGGCAUCACUGUCCUGGAGCAGAAGUCAAUGAGGCCACUGAUGUCCUAUGUUCACAGAAACCUGAUGACCUUUGGAGGCUGCCGAGAUGACUUCAUGUUGGUUGUAGGUCUAGCCAUUGGUAAUGGGCAUAUCAAAGACAAGCCUACAGAAAAGCACUUGUUUGCCAUGCCCAAGCCAAAGAUCUUAGAGAUGACUCUACUUAUUGCUAGCUACAUCAAUAGUUUCCAGCAACAGAAAACAUCAACACAUCAUUUAUCUGCUCCAGCCUUCCUCUCUGUUCCACUAGAUGGUCCGUGCUAUGAACCCCAGAAGCUCCCCAGUCGAACAACCAAAGGGCCCACCUUGCUCUGAGAUGACUAGUAAUGCACAGAAGAACUCGAUCAGCCUGCUUGAUUACUAUUCAGUGUGCCUAACCAAUCUACUGACCUUCUGGUAAAGCUUGUUAGAGAAGGCAGGUGCAUCUUAUAAUAUGUCUUGAAACUUGUUUCGCAUUCAACUCUGGCACGGUCGUGUUUCAGAGAUAAAGUAAAGGAAAUAUAUCUACAGUCAUUGGGAACUCACUCAACAUCUUUCAGCCAUAAUGAGAGUGUGGACUUGGCUCAGAUGUCUUCGUGGUGUUCCAAAGCAUGGUGCACCCCGUGGUCAGCUUGUACCAUUGCAGUGCUCUCUAAUAAACCAGUGCUCUUCUCGGAUGUUUUCAAAGCACCUUCUCUGUUAUGGGACAGUACAGGUGAGAUAUACCAGAGAAGAUAAUGGAUGGAGCACUUGCAGCACAACAACUAACAGAAAGAAAGAAAAUUUUUUUUCUGAAUUUUA
This is a messenger RNA of Erpetoichthys calabaricus (reedfish), 4870 nucleotides long. It is a transcript of the gene plekhh2, whose product is annotated as pleckstrin homology domain containing, family H (with MyTH4 domain) member 2. Gene Ontology annotation, cellular component: cytoplasm; cytoskeleton. The record is from RefSeq and is a predicted model, not a curated record. The transcript has 30 exons. NCBI's taxonomy places the organism in Eukaryota, Metazoa, Chordata, Cladistia, Polypteriformes, Polypteridae. Bases 89 to 4405 code for a protein of 1438 amino acids. Gene Ontology annotation, biological process: negative regulation of actin filament depolymerization. Gene Ontology annotation, molecular function: actin binding.